Messenger RNA from Galeopterus variegatus (Sunda flying lemur), 2836 nucleotides. It is a transcript of the gene PLEKHM3, whose product is annotated as pleckstrin homology domain containing, family M, member 3. The record is from RefSeq and is a predicted model, not a curated record. The transcript is spliced from 8 exons. The coding region runs from base 389 to 2674 and encodes 761 amino acids. Lineage: Eukaryota; Metazoa; Chordata; Mammalia; Dermoptera; Cynocephalidae.
CGAGGCCGAGCGCCACCAGCAGCAGACCGCAGGCUCCGCAGGUGAAGGGAGAGCAGCAGCCGCGACCGGGAAAUCAAGGAUUGGCAUGGUAUUGCUUUGACAAGCACUUCCGUCUUCACAGAGUUUUCACUGAGGAAUAAUCUCAAAGGAACAUUUGUCUCCCCAUAUCUCUGUUAUUGACCAUUAGUAGCUAGCAGAUAUUUUUAAUGACUAGGAAAACAUCAACUCAACCACCCUUGUGCUAGGCCUGUUCCAAGCAGCCAAAUGCAGCUUUCUUCUAGUUGUUUCCAUAUCUCUGUUGCUGAAGCACCUCUCUUUGUUGGGUGAAUGUUCAUGAAGCCCUUUCCUGGACCAGCUUUGCAGGCUUAGGCCUCUUGGAGCCUGUGACAUGGAAGCUUUGGAAGUGGAUGAUAUCAGCCCGGCCUUAGAAGUUACUGAGGACUUCUUUAGUACUUUUGACAGUAAGCUAGAAAAGGCUGUGCGGCAAGCAGAGGUUUAUGGGAUUCAGGAAGUUCCUGAACUGGUAGGGCAUGAGGUACUCAGUAAUCUGACAGACAAUGGUGCUAUGAAAAAUGUUGCCUCCCUGGGCAAGGGGGGCAUGAUUUGGGACCACUGUAAGAGUAGGCUCUUAGAAACCAAAGCUCAAAAUGUCUUCCCUGCCAAAGAACAGUUUAUGGUCCAGAGAGGGACAACCCCAGAUAAUCUUUCCUGGAUGGAACAAAAGGAAGCGUCAACCUUUAAUUUUUUCAAUAUCUGUCAGCGUCGGAGGGAAAGACCUCGUUCUGUGAAUGACUUAUUGGAUGAGACCUCUACUUUCAAGCCAGGGCACACUCGGUCAAGGUCAGAUAUUACCCAAGUGGACUGGAGGGUAGUCCUCAAGACCAUGCCAUUGCAGCAGCAACAGCAGCAGCAGCCAUCUCUUCAAGGCCCUCACUUCACCAGGCCACCUUUUCUGUUGCCCUCACCAAAUAAGGUAGAAGAUGCUCAAGGAAAUACCGAACACAAGCAGACAUUCCCGAACAUUCUGAAGAAGGGCUACCUGGAGAUUAGAAAGGACCAUGACAGUUACUGGCAAAGCUGUUACGCAGAACUUUCACCCUACAACUUAUACUUCUACAGCCUGGACAGUAGUGGGAAUCAAAAUCUCUGUGCCACAUACCAGCUUUCACACUUCCAGAGCAUAUCUGUUUUGGGCAAUCUUGAGGCCAGGAUGGUAGAUACUAUUCUGUAUGAUAACACCCAGCUACAGCUAAAGGCAGAGUCACCAUGGGAAGCUUUGGACUGGGGACAGAAGCUCUGGGAAGUUGUACAUGCUGCUGUGCCUGGCUAUGUGGGGCAGCAGGAUGAGCUGGCCAACUCACCAGGGUUUGGCCAUCAUGCUGACUGUACACAGAAUCGUUGUUUACAGAAGAAAGCCAGUGACCUGCUGCCACCAUCCCCUGUCUUGUAUAGCCCCAAACAGUACCAAAACAUCAUCAAGUCAGGGACACUCUACAGGCUAACUGUCCAAAACAAUUGGAAAGCAUUUACAUUUGUGCUGAGCAGGGCCUACCUUUUGGCUUUUCAGCCAGGCAAGCUAGACGAAGAUCCCCUGCUGAGCUACAAUGUGGACGUGUGUCUGGCUGUCCAGGUGGAUAACCUAGACGGCUGCGACUCUUGCUUUCAAGUUAUUUUCCCUCAAGAUAUUCUCCGCCUCCGAGCUGAGACCCAGCAGAGGGCUCAGGAGUGGAUGGAGGCUCUGAAAACAGCUGCCAACGUGGCAAGGAGUUCAGAGCAAAACCUGCAAGUCACACUGCGGAACAAACCCAAGGAUCAGAUGGGUGGGCAUGAACUUGGGAAGCAUAAACGUCAGUCCGUAACUACCAGCUUCCUGAGCAUUCUCACAACUCUGUCUUUGGAACGAGGACUCACUGCUCAGAGUUUCAAAUGUGCAGGAUGCCAGCGAUCCAUAGGUCUUUCCAAUGGGAAAGCCAAGGUGUGCAAUUACAGUGGGUGGUAUUACUGCAGCAACUGCCAUGUGGAUGACAGCUUUCUCAUCCCAGCACGCAUAGUCCACAACUGGGAUACUUCAAAAUAUAAGGUGUCUAAGCAGGCCAAAGAGUUUCUGGAGUACGUGUACGAAGAGCCCUUGAUCGACAUCCAGCAGGAGAACCCCUUACUGUACCGCCACGCAGAGCCGCUGGCCACCGUGGUGCGGCUGCGGCAGCGGCUGAAGUCACUCCGGGCCUAUUUGUUCAGCUGCCGGGCAGCGGUGGCAGAGGAUUUGCGCCGCAGAAUUUUCCCCAGAGAAUACCUCCUUCAACAGAUCCACCUGUAUUCCCUUGCUGACCUACAGCAGGUGAUAGAGGGAAAGCUGGCUCCUUUCUUGGGCAAGGUCAUUAAGUUUGCCACCUCACACGUAUACAGCUGCAGUCUUUGUAGCCAGAAGGGGUUCAUCUGCGAAAUCUGUAACAAUGGAGAGAUCCUCUACCCUUUUGAGGAUAUUUCAACAAGCAGGUGUGAAAGCUGUGGAGCAGUUUUCCAUUCUGAAUGCAAAGAAAAGUCUGUCCCCUGCCCGAGGUGUGUCCGCCGAGAGCUGCAGAAGAAGCAGAAGUCUUUCUGGCAGAGGCUGAACAUGGAUGAGAGCCUAGAGGAGGCUUGCACCAUGUUUGAGCUGUCCUACCAGAACACCUGACUCGGGAAGACCCCAAAGCCAGGGAGGCACCGAUCCGCGAUCCUUCAGCCCUGAGUGGCUUCCUAACUAGCCAGUUAGACCCCCUCCUGAAGAAGAGUAUGCCUCAUCUUCAGCUAGCUAUAGAUAUAUUUAUUUAUUUAUAUAUAUACACACAUACCUGUA